Molecule: messenger RNA, 2389 nt
Organism: Trichoplusia ni (cabbage looper)
Lineage: Eukaryota; Metazoa; Arthropoda; Insecta; Lepidoptera; Noctuidae
Gene: DIP-beta
Product: lachesin-like
Exons: 9
Coding region: 496-1728 (410 amino acids)
Cellular component (GO): neuron projection
Source: RefSeq, a predicted model, not a curated record
UGUCGCACAAACUAAGUCAGUGCGAACCCAGCCGCGCGCCGGGCCUGUGUCGCGCCAGCGCACAACUUGCCACUUCACACGACGAGCUUACUUCACGUUUGUGUUUUGUCGCGCGAAUCAUUAUACACAAAACUUUCGUGUUAAGCUUUCGCAAAAUUUAAUAUAACUUUACCGAAUCAACAAGAGAAGUGAAACGGAGGAAAGUAAUGACCGAAAACAAAUAUUUUGUUCAUUAAACCGACGAGGUUUAAGUGGGAUUCAUGUUCAGUGACUGUGGCGAGGAUGACAACCGCACAAUUAUUUAUUACAGAUAUGUUUCAUGAGCUAUGACCUGUUCCAGAUAAUAUAGCGUUUGUAAAUUGAACCCGGAUAGAUACGUCAAACACAAUACAGUACAGAUGUCAUAGAAUGCUAGUGAAUAAAAUGACUCGUCGAAAGUGCGUGUCGCGGUGGUUGGGUAGAUGGCAGCACCGGACGGUGACGCGCUGAGGCAGCAUGGCGACGCACGCGCAGGGCGGUCCGCUCGCGCGCCUCCUCGUUUUAGCAGUCUUACAUGUCAAUUUUAUAGCACUAGGUCUGGAACCGGACUUCCUAUAUCCAUUGGAGAACGUGACGAUCGCACAGGGCCGGGACGCCAUGUUUACCUGCGUGGUCAAUAACCUGGGUGGUUACAGGGUGAGUGGCGACACCGCCACUGCCAGGGUAGCGUGGAUCAAAGCGGACACGAAGGCGAUCCUCGCUAUACACGAGCACGUGAUCACGAACAACGCGCGGCUGAGCGUCACACACAAUGACUACAAUACCUGGACGCUUAACAUUAGAGGCGUCAAGCGAGAGGACAGAGGACAAUAUAUGUGCCAAGUUAACACUGACCCAAUGAAAAUGCAGACUGCAUUCCUGGAGGUAGUUAUUCCUCCUGACAUUAUAUAUGAAGAGACGUCUGGAGACAUGAUGGUCCCAGAAGGUGGUUCAGCGAAACUGGUCUGCAAGGCCAGAGGAUACCCUCCGCCCAAGAUUGUGUGGCGCAGGGAGGAUGGAGGAGAUAUUAUAUCUAGAGGAGGACCACAGGGAAAGACUAAAGUGACGUCAUUGGAGGGCGAGAUAGUGAACCUGACUAAAGUGACGCGCUCGGAGAUGGGCGCGUACCUAUGCAUCGCGGCGAACGGCGUGCCCCCCUCAGUCAGCAAGAGAAUAAUGCUGCAUGUACACUUUCAUCCAUUGGUGCAAGUACCAAACCAGCUGGUUGGGGCCCCGACAGGCACUGACGUCACGCUCCAGUGUCACGUGGAGGCCUCGCCCAAAGCCAUCAACUACUGGACGAGGGAGAACGGUGAAAUGAUAAUAUCGAACGAUAAAUACCAGAUGACUGAGAUCAACAGCUCUGCGUACAGCGUGCAGAUGCGUCUCGUUAUUCGGAACAUACAGAGGAGCGACCUCGGGGGCUACAAGUGCAUCUCUAAGAACUCUAUAGGCGACGCCGAGGGCAACAUUAGGUUAUACGAAAUGGAGUUGCCUAACCGCAAGUCUCGUGACGAUGACGAUGAUGACUUUUCCAUCGAAGAGACAAAUGACGUCCGCUCCAGUCUCCAGGGUCCCUUGCGUGAAGGUGGGCCGCGGGACGAGGACGCGAGCUUCCUCGGCGGGGGAGCGCCCGCCUCCGCCGCAGCCAGCCCCCUCACCCCGAAGUUCUUUUUAAUAACAGCGUUAAUCCUCGCCACAAUAUGCUAAACUUUCUCCUUCAAGUCAUGUGCAAAGUUAAGACUCCAAAAAUUACAUCGUUCAAAAUUUUCUGUUUCAUACUUCAAAAUAAUCCGUGAAUGCUUAAUUCGUCACGUAUUUAUCGCGCAUGUAAUAAUUAAACUAAUUCUUUUCUGUCUUGAACUUGUCUUAAAAUUGCGCGUGGCUCGGCAUUGUUUGUGAUCUCAGCUAGCAGAAGUGUCUAUGUCUCAGUAAUUGGACAGACACAAGUGUUUAUCGUUUAGAUUAAAGACUGUGGUACGUUUUAUAGUUAAUGGUGAAUGGACGUUGAGUAAGUGAUUGUAACUACGUAAUAGUCAUUAGCAUUUCAUCGGAUGUCAGCUUAUAUUAACCAUGUAAAUGCUUAAUCUAUUGAAAUAAUAAUUAUUGAUUUUAUAAUAAGAAACAUGACAGUACUUUAACGUGUCGAAUAUAUACUAAACACUAAUUCCUUUUCAGUUUUCUUUGGAAGUAUAUUCUUUCUCUGAGCUACUUAUAUUGCUGUUGUAUCAUAUUUUCCACUUACAUUCAUAAAGUUUGUUUGUAUGGCGUCACAUACACAUGUAACUAUUCAGUGUCAUUAAAAUUGUAUAUCUUAAAUAAUAAACUGUUAAUGUAUGUACAUAAAUAUAAUGUAGCUAUGCGGUUAUAA